AUGGUGGUCUGGGUUCAGUUCCCGGCACUCUCGGUACAUUUCUAUCACAAAGAGGUCCUUUUUUCUCUAGGGAACAUGAUUGGAAGAGCGAUUAAACUAGAUUACCACACACAGCAUCAACAACGGGCCAAGUUCGCUAGGUUGGCAAUAGAGCUUGACCUGUCCAGGCCCCUGGUGACACGAAUUCGACUGGAUGAUCAAUGGCAGUAUAUUGAAUACGAGAAUUUACCGACAGUAUGCUUUGAGUGUGGGCGUGUUGGGCAUACGUCGCCCCCCUGCCCUAGCCUGAACCAGAAACCGGCGGAGGUGCAAUCGGCGACGAAUCUGGAGGAAAAGGAAGGUUUUGGUCCUUGGAUGCAAGUUACUCGGCGUUCACGGCGUGGAAAUCGGAACUCUGAUAAAGGAAGCUCCCGCCAGAAUCAAGGAGAACAGGUCACUAAUGGAAAGAACGGAAAAGGAAGGAGCAACCCUAAGGAUAUGGAAAUUACAACGGGAAGCAAAGGGCCAGCAAAGGAAAGUUCCUCUCAACGGGAGGAUUUGGAUAAGCAGACAGUGUCUGAGAAAGUGAGGAACACAGCGGCAAGGAAAUCGCGAGGAAAGGAGAAAGAGGGGUCUGAGGUAGUUGAGAUGAACACAGGGGGGAAGGGGGUUCUUGGCCCAAUCCCUCACACGAAGCCCGUGGCUAAAAAUGGGCCCACUGGAGAGGAGAAGCAGGUUAGGCGAAAGAAAGAGGCGGAACCGGGUAGGAAGGGAGCGGCCCCGUCGGUUAGUGACCCUUUAAUUGAAACCAAUAAAGAUAAACCCUCUACAUCCAGACCUCCGAAAGUUCUUGUGGGCUUGGGCCCAAACGGGACCUCUAUUCUGAUAGUGAAGGUUCAUCAAUAUGACAUGACAAAGGCCCAAGAAACUGUCUCGGAUACCCCCUCGACGGCGACCCGAACGAAGAACCAGCAACUUCGGAAGAAGAAAAAAUCAACCUCUCCGCAGAAAUCCCAGGUGCCGGUAGCUGCUAAGGCGCUCCAGAUAUGGUCUCCGAUAAAGGAAAAGAAGAAUAAGACGAGGACUCGUUUGGCUUCGCUCACUUUACAAGAAAUAGCGGCUUGGACGGGAGCAGCGAAGUCAUCUUCGACGGCGAGUGCGGACACACAGGAGGCGGCGAUUAAAGCUUCAGGCGGAUCAAUCGACCCUGCUGGACCGGCCAAGACGGAGCCAAGCACGCGGGAGAUGCACAGCGAGACUUCACAGGGAGAAAGCAUGGUGGCCGAGGCCCCAGCGAUGCCUUAA
Linum trigynum is the source of this 1284-nucleotide messenger RNA. NCBI's taxonomy places the organism in Eukaryota, Viridiplantae, Streptophyta, Magnoliopsida, Malpighiales, Linaceae. The record is from the annotation of a GenBank genome assembly.